UUUAUAUUUUUCUAUGGCUGGGAGGCAUUUUAUGAUGAAGAUCGUCAUCUACAGGCAGACCAGGCCCCCAAAUCAGGCAGACUCUAUACCAUGUAUCACGGCACCUCUGUGCAAAAAGCUCGUCUGAUCAUAACAACAGGCUUUAGACAGUCACCAGGUGGAAUGCUGGGACCUGGCGUUUAUGUGAGCCGUGACCAGAAGAAAGCAGAGCGCUAUCCUCUGCAAUCCCUCCCUACUGACAGAGUUGUGCUUAAACUAAGCAUUGACUGUGGAAAAGUCAAAAGAAUCGAUAAGGACAACCAUCCUCUACAGAAGAGCUGGCAUAGUCAGGGCUACGACACUGCCUGGGUACCUCCUAACUGUGGCAUGAAAGCUGUGCCUAGUGGUCUAGAAGAGGACUGCGUCUAUGACCCAAAGCGUAUCGAGGUCACAGAUAUUGCUCUUGCACCCAACACGACCAUCUUAAAUGAACUCAAACAGCUCGUUGCUCAAAACAAGAAAGGGCCUUCAAAUUCAAACACCUCGGGUGCUUGUACAGUGUGCAAGUUGAAACUAGGGCUUGCUCACACUGUACAGCCAUGCUGGGGGUGUGGAGAGACUAUCUGCGCUCUCCUGACCAAACACAAGUGCACUCGUUAGAGUUAAGAAACUUCUCAGGAAAUCAGGACAGAUGCAUCAUUCAGGACACUCUUUAGGUGUUAGACCGAUUUGUUGACGUGUCAAUGCAUGAUGUUUGAGGUUUGGGUUAGUAUAUAAGAUUGCUUACUUUCUUAGUUCUCAGUCACACAAUUAUCUUUGACAAUUAUGCUCUGACAAAUUCUUUUUCCUGCCGAUAUGUGCCACCAUAUUUGAUGUUAUAUUUAAAAUUGAAAUGUAUAUGAUUGCAUGACUGUUUUCAAAGAUAUUUUUACGAUCAAUCACGUAUGUUUUAAACAUUCAGUAUUGCAGACAAUAAAAAGAGCCUGCUACCUCAGUCAA
This is a messenger RNA of Cyprinus carpio (common carp), 978 nucleotides long. RefSeq lists its product as uncharacterized. Gene Ontology annotation, cellular component: cytoplasm. The record is from RefSeq and is a predicted model, not a curated record. NCBI's taxonomy places the organism in Eukaryota, Metazoa, Chordata, Actinopteri, Cypriniformes, Cyprinidae.